Messenger RNA from Haliaeetus leucocephalus (bald eagle), 3232 nucleotides. It is a transcript of the gene PPP1R7, whose product is annotated as protein phosphatase 1, regulatory subunit 7. The record is from RefSeq and is a predicted model, not a curated record. The transcript has 11 exons. The coding region runs from base 114 to 1022 and encodes 302 amino acids. Gene Ontology annotation, molecular function: protein binding. Lineage: Eukaryota; Metazoa; Chordata; Aves; Accipitriformes; Accipitridae.
GGUUUCCGGAAGGGGGUGGUGGGAGGAGAAGCAAUAUGGCGGCGGAGAGCGGAGAGGGACCGCAGGAGAUGAUGGAGGUCUUCUUCCCAGAUUGUUGGUUUUAGGAAGAUGUGAUGGGAGGAAAAAGUGCAUCCAAAAUCAAAGUAGAAACAAGGGUUGAUAAGCGGAUUGAAUCGGAGGAGUCGGGAGACGAAGAAGGGAAGAAGCAAGCAGUUCGCUUAGUAACAGACCUCAGUCAGCAGAGCCUGAGAGAUGAGCAGAAUGGCGAGAACUCCGCAGGAGAAGCAGAGACACCAGUGGACAUGGAAACAAUUAGCCUGGACCCAGAAGCUGAGGAUGUUGACUUGAAUCAUUUUCGAAUUGGGAAGAUUGAAGGAUUUGAGGUGCUCAAGAAGGUGAAGACUCUGUGUCUCCGUCAGAAUUUGAUUAAGCGCAUUGAGAACCUGGAGCAAUUGCAGACCUUGCGGGAACUGGAUCUCUAUGACAAUCAAAUUCGGAAGAUUGAGAACUUGGAGUCUCUGGUGGAACUUGAGAUCCUGGACAUCUCCUUUAAUGUUCUGCGACACAUUGAAGGACUAGAUCGUCUUGCCCAACUGAAAAAACUCUUCCUUGUCAACAACAAAAUCAGCAAAAUUGAGAAUUUGAGCAACUUGCAGAUGCUACAGAUGUUAGAGUUGGGAUCCAAUCGAAUUCGGGCAAUUGAAAACAUCGAUACUUUGGCUAAUCUUGAUAGUCUGUUCCUUGGAAAGAAUAAAAUCACCAAGCUCCAGAACUUGGAUGCGCUGACAAACUUGACUGUGCUCAGUAUACAGAAUAACCGUCUGACCAAGAUUGAGGGGCUGCAGAGCUUGGUGAAUUUGCGCGAGUUGUACCUCAGCCACAAUGGCAUCGAAGUCAUCGAGGGACUGGAGAACAAUAACAAACUCACAAUGCUGGACAUUGCAUCCAACAGAAUCAAGAAGAUUGAAAAUAUCAGUCACCUAACAGAGCUGCAGGAGUUCUGGAUCUCAUCUUUCUUUUAAGUGAGCAUGACAGUGUAUGGGGGAAGCUGAUACUGUCUCACCACUGCACUGGAGCACAGUACCUGUUUAGACCAGAGUCGAUACGUUCAUGUCGUUAUAAAUACAAAGAAAAUGAAACCAUCUUCCGGUUUACUUCCAUUCCUAUGAGGUAGAUAACUGCUUAGGGUUGCUUCUAUUUCUUACUGGCACCCUAAAUAGCUAAGCCCUUUGUCAUUGAUAAGUCUGGGGAGGAAAUAUGCAGAGACACCCCCCUCCUGAAGCAUCUGUACCCUGCCAUAUCUGGGAGCGGUGCACAAAUCUGCUAAAGUUUGGGGGGGAAAAAGCAGCAGAUGUCCAUGAGUUGGCUCAUGCUUUAGCUCUUGUAGAGUUUCUGCAUGUCAAGGCUGAGAAUAAGAGUUGUGCUGCUUAAUGUGUGUCAUUUGGAGAUCAGUUAUUUCAGUUCUUGGGCAGAGGCUGAGAUAAAAGGAGUAGAAGGCAGCUGCAAAUGAAACCAAGCUAGAGCCUGCAGUCCAGGCUACCUGGAUCAUUUUCCUCAUCUUGCAGUGUGGCUUAGCAGAUGGCCAGUGGUGUUAUCUGGCUGUGCCUAUUCCAUAAGGAACUCUUUAAAUCAGGAGCUGAGAAGCCCGUUUAACAUGACAUCUUUUGGGUGGUAAAAAUGAGACAGUGCAGUGUGGCUGGUGCAGGACCUGUUGUGAUCCUUUGCAAUUUCCUCCAGUCUUCCUCUUUGCUGUUGCUCUGCUUAUAGAAGAAGGCGUUGCACAGCUGUUUCCAUUUGUGUUACAGAAAGUAAAGGGAAGAUCCUAACCUCAUUGGACUUCCUUUGCAAGAAUACGAGUGCCUUUGUCAAAGCAGAGCAUUGGCCAAGAUCUGUUAGCUGAAUCCAGAAAAUGCCCUUCUGUCUUUUUUCCACUUUAACACUGCUUUUAAAAAAAAGGUUAUGUGCUUUUUGGUAAAGAGCAGGGCAGGAUUUCCUUUGAUGUGAACAAGUGUUGCAUCUACUAAUUUAUAUUUUGUCACUGACUGUGGAGUUGAAGCCACAUAACAAAGUCCUUUAACACCUUAAGGAAGCAGAACUUCACAUCCUAGAUACAGCGGGAAUCUUUUAACAGUGUCCUAGUACCACCUCCUCAGCAGAGGGACUGAGACAUCUGAAGGUCACGUGGCAUGGCCGAAGUAAUGUUGUGAUGAGCUGUAGCAGAAUGAAAGAGCUAGCAGGUUUUCUUCAGCAUCUUAGUCCAGGGUCUUAACUACAAAGUCAUCUCCAGCUGGAACACUGACAGUCCCAAUGGUGAAGCAGUUUUCUUUCACUGAACUAGCUGGAGGGAGGCAGCUGGAGAAAAUAGAGGUGCUUAUCUGCCACCCAGCAAACAGGGUGCACAAAGUUUCCAGUUUACUGUUGGGUGCCUGAUGUGAGGAAAAACAGUUGUUGAGGGGGGCCAGAGCCAAUCUCUUGAUUUUUUUUUUUUUUAAUUAUUUUUUAUUUAAAGGUGGUAUUGCUGUAGUGACUGCCUCUGUAUCGAAAAGCAAAGGGUGGCUGAAGUCUCUGGGUUAGAGAGCACAUGGCCACCUUGCACUUUGCUUCCUUGCCAGGCAGCUGAAGCGUUCAUCCCCUUUCAUGGGAAUUCCUUUGCAGUGCCAGCAGUGGGGCAGCUCCAGGGCUGACAGAAGGAGAACUGGAAUCAGAGAGCUUGGUGCUUUCUGCAGAGUACAGAAACAGUUUUUGUGGGGAAGUGAUGUGAAGGGGAGAGGAAAAUGCCACUUUUCACAUCAGUUUGGGACCUUUUUUAAUGUUUCCUGGGAAGCCAUGAAAGUAAAGAUAGAUGUCACAGUGGAAGAAAAUCUUCACAUAAUGAUUUCCAACCCUUAAAUGGACAGCGUAUGGUCUGGGACACUGUAUAAAGAGACUGUCUCAGUGUCUUGCUUGGUAUUUCCCAGCAUACUAGUUGGACUGGAUACACUGUCUGAGGGGUGGAACGUUUGACUGGCAGCCCUGGACAGCAUGGGGAGGUUGGAGAUGGUUAGCGAGGCCUGGAUUGUGCGACUGGAGAGCACAUGUCAGAGGUUCCGGGGGAGAAGGAUCAUGUAGACAGGGUCGUCUUAUAUGUGUGUGAAGACUGUACAGCGUUACUACUCCUGGGUAGUAGUAAUCCUCCUGCGCAGCGUCAGUGGGGCUAGGCUCCUGCUAACCAGGUUUAGCUUGGAAGUAUCUG